Messenger RNA from Drosophila obscura, 477 nucleotides. RefSeq lists its product as uncharacterized. The record is from RefSeq and is a predicted model, not a curated record. The transcript has a single exon. The coding region runs from base 1 to 477 and encodes 158 amino acids. NCBI's taxonomy places the organism in Eukaryota, Metazoa, Arthropoda, Insecta, Diptera, Drosophilidae.
AUGGAACGUUGUGAUACAAAAUGUAGUGGUUCAGCCUCUAAGACGACCUCAACUUGUGGCUCGGCCAAACAGUCGAAAUGCUCGUUAAGUAAACUGAAAAACUUAUGCUGCAAACCAAAGCCUGCUGAGGAAGUGGGCGGACGCAAUCCUUUCCUCAGGUAUCUGGCUCACUUCAAGAAGUGCAACAAGGAGAAACUCUGCAAUCUACAAACAACGCAGAUAGUGAUAGCUGCCAGCAAGGAGUGGAAUCGCAUGACCUGUGAGGAGAAGUCGCCCUACGUUCAGGCGGCGCGUAACGCGAAAUACAUGUUUUGGUCGCGCAGCAAGGACACCAACAGAGUUCUGGGCAAGUUGCGCGAAAUGGUGGGAUGUGCAAAGCCGCAGAUGCAAGAACCCUUUAAGUUGAUCGGCGAUCUAGACUCCUGGCGGCAAAACGUCCUGGACGAUGUGUUUGACGUGGGGGAGGAUGGGGACUGA